UCUACGCACCCCGUGCACGAAAAGAAUAAGUACGAGUUAAUUUCUCUUUAUAACGGGAUGUCGACCCAGGCAAAAAUUGUUUUGGGUCUUUGUGGUGUAUUUGUAGCGUCUGCAACGGUCUUUGUCGUAUAUGAUUCCUUAUCAGAGAAAACACGAAUGCGACGAGGGAUUUUGAGAGAGAUGGAGAAAGCGAGGGCAGAUAAAAAAGCUGAAAGUGUUGCAGAACAAAAGAAAUCCUGGAAUGAAUGGAAAGAAGCAAAGAAGGCAGAAAAUAGAAGAAAACGAGAAGAGAUGAACACCAAGACGGAAACUAUUGGCAGCUGAUCCAGUGAAACUUCAGUCUGCCUCUUGUAGCCUAACUGGAUGAUUUACAGUCAGAGAGAGAUACCUGCCAACAGAGAUACAGGAGAAAAGUGUUAUGUGAAUGGAGAACUUGAGUGAAUGUUGAAGCUGUUAAAAAAAGAAGUAUUCAAGAGAUUACAUAAGUGAUGGGAUCAUGACUUUUUUUAUAACUGUCAGUGCUUAACCAUCAUGUGUAUGUUGUUUGUUGAGUCAUAUGCAAGUGCUGUGUCUGUGUUGAAUGAAUACUUAUUUAUGUACUUGUAAAUGUAGUUUUCUUGUCUUUCAGAGUAUUUGAAGUGUUUUUCUUGAUAUUCUUGACAUUUAUCAAGUGAAAAUGUGUGAGAAUGUUGGAUGUCAUUAGGUUGUUGCUUUUACAUGUUUGCAACAAAUAAAGGUUUCACAUAGUGUG
Molecule: messenger RNA, 751 nt
Organism: Magallana angulata
Lineage: Eukaryota; Metazoa; Mollusca; Bivalvia; Ostreida; Ostreidae
Product: protein PET117 homolog, mitochondrial-like
Exons: 3
Coding region: 58-324 (88 amino acids)
Source: RefSeq, a predicted model, not a curated record